Messenger RNA from Morus notabilis, 4076 nucleotides. Its product is annotated as transcription factor LHW. Gene Ontology annotation, biological process: regulation of DNA-templated transcription. Gene Ontology annotation, molecular function: DNA-binding transcription factor activity; protein dimerization activity. The record is from RefSeq and is a predicted model, not a curated record. Bases 743 to 3604 code for a protein of 953 amino acids. Lineage: Eukaryota; Viridiplantae; Streptophyta; Magnoliopsida; Rosales; Moraceae. The transcript is spliced from 10 exons.
UUUCAGACUUUGACAGACAUAGAGAAAGAAGAGAGAGAAAGAGAGAAUUUCCGCAGCCAUCAGAGAGAUAGAGAGAGAGAGAGCAGAAGAACCAGAAACGCCAGAAAACCAGAGAGCAGAAACCAGCUUCAGCGUCGUUCCAGAGCUUGAAGACGACUUCACCAGAGAGAGCAACCAAACGACACGGUGUCCCACACGGGGAAUCCAACAAAAUCACUCGCCUGAAUUUACCCCUCCCUCCUGCGAUUUUUCAGCUCACUUCUUUUUCUUCUUCUUCUUCCUUUUCCUCUGAAUUUAUCUGCGCCGAAAAAUGGAACAAAUCAUGGCCUAUUUGGAGCUCGAUGCUUGUGGAAUAGUGUAGUUUGUUUUGGGUUUUCUUCCUUUUUCUCCUUUCGCUAAGAAAGGUUUGUUUCUCUCUUUCUUUUUGAGCUCUUCAGAGCUUGUUUUCGCCUUCCUUUGCUUGGCGAUCUUGAGCAUAUGGCUUGCCGGAGAUUCACGGUCGUCGCUGGGAGCUUGGAUCCGGAGAGAAAGAGAAGCGGUGGUUUGAGAACGAAGCAGGCGGGGAGAGGAUCGUGCCGUGGAAGUUAGUACUUUUGUCGCCGAUAAAUGUACGGUCUCCGGCACUGAGCUCUUGUUGUCUCGCUCUUUUUCUCUCCUUUUCUCUUUCUCUCUCUUGUUCGUUCUCGCUCUCAGUUUCUCUCUCUAUCUCUAUCUCCCUUUCUGCGUUUUGAGCUAAGAAGCCAUGGGAUAUCUGCUAAAAGAGGCGCUCAAGACUCUCUGCGGUUCGAAUCAGUGGUCUUAUGCUGUUUUCUGGAAGAUCGGUUGCCAAAACCCUAAGCUGCUGAUUUGGGAAGAAUGUCACUAUGAGCCCUCAAAAUCUUCUCUGCCAACACACAUGUCUGGAGCUGGAAGUGCGGAGCUACCUUUCGAAGAGUGGGAAAGAUUAUGGAUGUCUUCUGAAACCUGCUCCUCUCAGCUUGGAAGUCAAGUAGGAGAUAGAGUCUCAUCGCUGAUUAGCAAAAUGAUGAUUAAUAAUCAGUUUAAUAUAGUUGGAGAAGGAAUGGUGGGGCGAGCUGCAUUUACUGGAAACCAUCAAUGGAUUCUUUCAAACAAUUAUACAAAAUUUGCCCAUCCUCCAGAGGUCUUAAAUGAGAUGCAUCACCAAUUUUCAGCUGGCAUGCAGACAGUUGCUGUUAUUCCUGUUCGUCCUCAUGGCGUUGUUCAACUUGGUUCUUCCCUGGCUAUUAUGGAGGACAUAGGAUUUGUAAAUGAUGUAAAGAGUUUGAUCCUUCAAUUAGGACGUGUUCGUGGUGCUCUUUUAUCUGAUAACUAUGUGGCGAAGGAUGCUGUUGAGAAAAUUGGGAUUCCUGUUACUGCAGGAGUACUUUUACCUAUGGAUCUAUCGGGAAUACAUAAGAUGGAAAACUCUUCGGCAUAUGUGGUAGACAGCUACAACCCACAAAAAAACUUAUCCCAAGCGUCAAGCCUUGUACAACUGCCUAAUUCUCUUCGAAAGAAGGUUCAAAAUAAUCAAGAUGCUGCUGCUAUCGCAAACGUGGUGGGUCAAUCUCAUGGUAAUCCUUGCCAAGCAAAUUAUUCUUCAAAUAUGAAGCCAUACUCUGCUUCUGGUAGCCAGAUAAAGGAUGGAAUUGUGGGAGCUGAAGUGAUCCCUUCAAGUUCAAAUGCAUGGCCCAACCGGCAAGCUUCUGCAAGAUCUAGGAUUGAUAAGCAAUGUGGUUUUAGCCAAUCUGGUUCAAGUCAGGGCAGCCUAGUGUCAUUGGAAGAAAGGAUCUUGUCUAGUGUGAGCAUCCAUGGUCAAUCUGUUGACAAUCAAAGUGUAUCAAAUAGCUUUAACUCGUCUGUACUGAAAACAAGUGGAAGCUUACUUUUUGAUGAGAAUGUGACUUCCUUAAGCAUUCCAUUUCUUGAAGGAAAAAAAAUAAGUGGUGGAAUCAAUAGAUACUCAUGGCCAGUUUCAGUUCCUUGCUCUCGUUCAAGCACACACAUGGCAGCUGAUGUCAAUCUUUCUGGCGCUCUGUCUGGGAUUGAGCUUCAAAAGGCUGAAACAUUAAAAACCGAGGAGGUUUCCUUUUCUUGUAUGUCAGAUCAGUUAGUUACUGGUCCCACGAUCUCAAAAGGCUUUGAUGUUAGACAAUUGUCCAAAGAUGUGAAGGUUACUCAAAAUGACUUGCUUGCAAGCGAACAAAGGAUGGAUAAUGAACUGUUUCAAGCCCUUAAUUUUCCAUUGUUCCAUGCAGAUGGGCAUAUGUCUCCGAGUGACCGUAUCCCUGACUUUGUUCUGGACUGCCAAAAUCUUGAAGAUAAACCUCAGUGUUCAGGAUCCACAAAUGCUAAACUUGAAGAUCAAUGUACUCGAGCUUCAUUGGGAGAUGACUUGUUUGCUGUGUUGGGAAUGGAUUAUAAGAAUAAGCUGCUUAAUGGCCAUAGGCUAGAUGGAAGAGUAGAAGGUAUGCCUGAGAAUACUUCAACAUUUACAAGUAUGGAGGAUAUGGAUUCUAGUUUCUAUUCAGACAGUGGUAUUUUCUCGGGGAUGGGCACAGACCAUCUGUUAGAUGCAGUGGUAUCUAAGGCACACAUUGCUGCCAAGCAGAGCUCCGAGGAUAACGUAUCUUGCAGAACAACAUUAACAAAGAUCAGUAGCUCUUCUGUACCCAGUAUUUCACCAACACAUGGACAUGUUAAUUUGCCUAAUCAGGUGCGAGGGCAAAAACUUCAGCUUCCGGAGUCUUUGGAUAAAGCAGGGAUGGUAAAAACGAGUUCCUUUAAAUCUGGCUGUAGCAAGGAUGAAACAGGAAACUGUUCCCAGACGACUUCCAUUUAUGGAUCUCAAAUGAGUUCUUGGGUUGAGCAAGGCAAUUGCAUGAAACACGAAAAUAGUGUUUCAACUGCAUAUUCUAAGAGGCCUGAUGAAAUUGGAAAAUCAAACCGAAAAAGGCUUAAACCCGGAGAAAACCCUAGACCUAGGCCGAAAGAUCGUCAGAUGAUCCAAGAUCGUGUAAAAGAGCUGAGAGAGAUUGUCCCAAAUGGGGCAAAAUGUAGCAUAGAUGCACUGCUUGAACGGACUAUCAAGCAUAUGCUUUUCCUGCAAAGCGUCACAAAGCACGCUGACAAGCUAAAACAAACAGGAGAGUCCAAGAUUAUUAAUAAAGAGGGUGGACUGCUCUUAAAAGACAACUUUGAGGGAGGGGCAACAUGGGCUUUUGAAGUUGGCUCACAAUCUAUGGUCUGCCCUAUAAUUGUUGAGGACUUGAAUUCACCUCGUCAGAUGCUUGUGGAGAUGCUUUGUGAAGAACGGGGUUUCUUCCUAGAAAUAGCGGAUUUAAUUAGAGGAAUGGGUUUGACCAUUUUAAAGGGAGUGAUGGAAGCUCGAAAUGAUAAGAUAUGGGCUCGCUUUGCAAUAGAGGCAAAUAGGGACGUUACAAGGAUGGAAAUAUUUAUGUCUCUGGUUCACCUUUUGGAGCAAACUGUAAAGGGUGGUACAUCAUCAGCGAAUGCCACCGAGAACAACACUUUGAUGGUCCACGACUCGUUCUCUCAAGCCGCUCCGAUACCCGCAACUGGUAGGUCCGGUAAUUUGCAGUGAACCACCUGCUCUGUCAAUUCUUGGUCUGGUUAUGUUGAGAGCGAGACCAGUUUUUGCUUGCCAUGACUAACAUACAUUGCAGUCCAAGCUAUUGGGUGGUUCUAACUUGGACUAACCUUGUCUUCCACAAACCAAAUUCAUAACUGACCUCACUUCUAGCGCGCGGAGAUUUGUUAGAUUAGCGAAAAAGCUCCUCAAGAACUUUCAAUUGGGUGUUGCUGUUUGUUCGUUCUCUAGAUAAUGCAUCUGAAUGCUUUGAUCAUCUACCUAGCAGAAAAAUUUUAGUUGUAGCUUGCAGUUUUUAUGGGAGGUUACUGAUCAAGAAUUUUUUCCCCUUUUUUUUUUUUCCACUUAUGUGUUAGAUGGUAUAGACAAGAGAGGGUUGCUGGAUACUGGGUUGUGGGUUCUGUUAAAAAAUGUAUAGAGUGGGAUAUGGAAUUAGGGGGUUGCAAAUGUAAUUUUACCAAGACUG